AAAACGCCUCUCCUUGUUUUACAAAUUUGAUCUUGGUUUGCAAAUGGAUUACCAGGGUACCAAUGUUAGGGAUUUCCUUCAUGCUAAUGGAAAGGUCGUGCUAGAAAGAGUGGAUAACAACCAUAGCCUAAGAUCUUUCACUCAAAAAGAGAUAGAAGGCAUCACCGGUGGGUAUAGCACCCUGCUGGGAGAAGGGGGCUUCGGUAAGGUUUACAAGGGAAAAUUAGAUGAUCUUCGUCCAGUCGCAGUAAAGAAAUACAAAAAUGGAACCAAGAAAGAGGAGUUUGCCAAAGAGGUGAUAGUGCAUUCCCAGAUAAAUCACAAGAAUGUUGUUAGACUGUUUGGUUGCUGCACGGAGGAGAAUGCUCUUAUGAUCGUAAUGGAGUUUGUAUGCAAUGGCAACCUCUACAACAUCCUUCACUGCAGCAGCGAUGCUAAUGGUUCUGUCCCCUUCCCUUUGGACAAACGUUUGGACAUUGCUAUUGAGUCAGCUGAAGUAUUAUCAUACAUGCAUUCAAUGUAUAGUCCUGUUCUUCAUGGUGACAUCAAACCUGCUAAUAUACUGCUAGAUGAAAAUCUUCAGCCAAAGAUAUCGGAUUUUGGGAUAGCAAGAUUGCUUGCUGCUGACGAGACUCAGCAUACCAGAUCUGUCAUUGGUUGCAUAGGUUACGUGGACCCAUUGUUUUGUCAGAGUGGGAUUCUAACUCCCAAGAGUGAUGUAUACAGUUUUGGAGUUGUUUUGCUGGAAAUCAUCACCCGAAAGAAAGCUGUGGAUGGGACUAUCAUCCUUGCUCAAAAUUUUGCCGAAGCCCUGAGAAAAGGGAAAAAGGUGAGACAAAUGUUUGAUGAGGAAAUUGCGAAUGAUAAAAAGAACAUGAAAUUUCUUGAAGAUGUCGCAAAACUAGCAGCUGAAUGCUUGAAAAUGGAGGAUAAAAUGCGUCCAGAAAUGGUUGAAGUCGCGGACAGACUUAGGAAAAUUAGAAAGGCCUACCGCCACCACAAGGGCAUAAAUGCUACAGGUAGCAACUCUGGACUUCCUAAAAGUGGAAAGGCAGAGGACGUGAUACCAUUAGUGGUACCAUCCAUUUCCAUGGAUGAACUGAAGGAAGUAACCAGGAACUUUAGCAUUGAUGCUCUAAUAGGACAGAGCUUACAGAUUAAAUUCUUUUUUGGAGUGCUGAAAGAUGGACGUAAAUCCAUGAUCAUGAAGAUUAGGCCUACUACAGAAAUUGUUUUGGAGGUUCCGGUGGUCUCAAGAUUCAGACAUGAGAAUGUUCUCCAGCUUCUCGGACACUGUGUUGAAGGAGACAACCGGGUUCUUGCUUGCGAGUACGCAUCCAGGGGAUCCUUGCAAGAUAUUCUUCAUGGUAAAAGCAAUGUUUCGGGAGCUGAACGAGGACCUGUUCUAUCAUGGACGCAAUGCAUGAGGAUUGCCAUGGAUGCUGCAGCUGGGCUUGAGUUCCUCCACGAGAAAGCACAGCCUUGCAUAAUCCACAGUUGCAUCAGGUCCAGCAACAUAUUUCUCUUUGACAGGGACGUUGCAAAGAUUGGUUGGCCUGGUGUUUCCAGACAGGCUAACUACUGCACAGAAGCUGUCUGUUUUGUUUCUCGUGGUUAUGACGCGCCUGAGACUGUAAUGGGCGGUCAACAUUCUACGAUGAGCGAUGUCCACAGCUUCGGGGUUGUCCUGCUAGAACUUUUAACUGGUCGAAAGGAACUUGAUUGUACACUACCACAUGCCCAACGAUUUCUUGUGACAUGGGCUAGACCAAGACUUGAUGAAUGCAAGGUGCAAGAAAUUGUUGAUGCGAGGCUUGGAGGAGAUUACCCUCCCGAGGCUAUCAUGGCUGCAAUCGUGGCAUGCUGUAUACAGUCGAAGGCGGACCUCCGGCCAAACAUGAGCAGCGUCGUCAUGGCCCUAAAGCCGUUGCUUCUCUAG
Molecule: messenger RNA, 1939 nt
Organism: Triticum dicoccoides
Lineage: Eukaryota; Viridiplantae; Streptophyta; Magnoliopsida; Poales; Poaceae
Product: probable LRR receptor-like serine/threonine-protein kinase At5g37450
Exons: 7
Coding region: 44-1939 (631 amino acids)
Biological process (GO): protein phosphorylation
Molecular function (GO): ATP binding; protein kinase activity
Source: RefSeq, a predicted model, not a curated record